UAAAAAUGCAUCCUACAACAUAAUUGCUAUAAAAUGCGAGAGAUCGUGUAACAUUUCCAAAAGAGGAAUUAACAAAGCUGAUAUAUGUUAAUGAUGAGAUAUAUGAGACAUUUAUGAAAGCUUAGAAGAUUAUAGCAUAGGAGCCAAGUAUUCGUAAUCAUGCUGAUUAUCAUAAUUGGAGUAGGAAAGAAUAGAUCAUAAAAUCAUAUGAGAAAUUAAGAAUAAUGCAUUAACAUUUCAAUUUAGCUAAUGUUGUACAUUGGGCUCCUUUAUUAAGCAUAUUUUAAGGAACAACACCAACAGCAGUAUCAUUUGCAAUGACAGUACCAGCAUUGAGAUUUUUGGGGACAGAUGAACAAUUUAAUUUAUGGGGUCCUAAAUUCUUAACAAUGGAGAUAGUGGCAGCAUAUGCAUAAACAGAAAUUGGCCAUGGAAGUGAUGUAUAAAAUCUAGAAACAACAGCUACAUAUGAUUCAUAAAGUAAUGACUUUAUAUUACAUACUCCAUCUGUUUCAGCAGUUAAAUGUAAAUGAACAAAGAUAAUAAUUUAGUUUGGCCUGGAGAAUUAGGAUUUUUAUCAAAUUAUGCACUGGUUUAUGCAAAAUUGAUAUUUAAUGGUAAAAAUAAAGGAGUACAUCCAUUUAUGGUUUAAAUUAGAGACAAUACUACUCAUAAAACAUUAAAAGGAGUAACUAUAGGUGACAUAGGACCAAAGUUGGGUUAUUCAACUAAAGAUAAUGGAUUUUUGGCAUUUGAUAAUUAUCGUAUUCCAUUGAAUAGUAUGUUGGCUAGAUAUGUAAGAAUAGAAAAUGGGUAAUUUUCAAGACAUGGAAAUGAGAAGGUAAUAUAUAUAAUUAUAAUAGAUAUCAUAUGCAUCAAUGAUGGUUUCUAGAUAAUUGAUUAUAUUUAUUUAUCCAAGAAUGGCUGCCUAAAGUCUUACUGUAGCAAUUAGAUAUUCAAUAACAAGAUAAUAAUUUACAAAUGAUAAAGGCAUAGAGAAUUCAGUAAUUGAAUAUUAGACAUAAUAAGAUAAAUUAUUACCAAGAUUAGCAACUUGUUAUGGUAUGAUAUUUGCAGGAAUCAGAAUUAUGUAAUUAGUAGAUGACAAUUUCCAUAGAGUCUAAAGGAAAGACUUUAGUACUCUAUAAUAAUCACAUGCAAUCUUAAGGUAUAUGUGAAUAUUAUUUAAUAAAGUGCUAUAAAAGCCUUAUCUUCUUAAUGGGUAGUGGAUACAGCUGAAUGGUGUAGAUUAUCAUGUGGUGGACAUGGAUAUGCACAUUAUUCUGGUAUUCCUGCAGUCUACUUUGAUACUGCACCUAAUGUUACCUUAGAAGGAGAAAAUUAAGUUAUGUAUUUAUAAGUAGCCAGGUAUUUACUUAAAGUUUUAUCCUAUGCUGAUAAAACUCCAGAUAAAGUUCCAUUCUAUUUCUCUUUUGUUUUACAAAUCAAAGAAACACUAGCAAAUAAAGAUUUAAGUAUAAUCAUAUUAUAUUAUUAUUUAUAGCUAAUCUUACUACUUCAUUAGGUCAUUUAUUAAAGUUAACACUCACUCUUCAAUUAAUAUCAGUUGCUAAAUAAAUUAAAGAUCUCAUUAAUUCUGGUAAGACAUCCUAAUAAGUUUGGAAUUAACAUGUUGGUAUUCAUUUAUUAUCUCUUGCAUAAAGAUAUGCUGAAUACUUCAUUUAUCUGGUCUUUUAAGAAUAUAUUACAAAUGCUAAUUCAUCUAUCAAACAUAUCUUACAAUAACUUUGUGAUUUAUACUCCAUUCAAGUCAUCUUAGAUAAUCCUAAUACUCUCAUAGAGUCUGGAUCAAUUACAACUGAUUAAUAUAAAUCUCUUAAUGAAUUAAAAAUUGAAAUGCUUAAUAACAUUAAACCUUAAGCUAUAGGACUUGUUGAGGCUUUUGAUUUUAAUGACAAUGCUCUUAGAACUUGCAUUGGAUGUCAUGAUGGAAAACCAUAUGAAUAUAUUUAUGAUUGGGCAACCAAAGAUAAUUCAGUUAACAAGGUACCAAAGGCAGUUUAGGCAGUUAUUGAUUUAAUGGGUACUAAAAUUAAACCAAAAUUAUGA
This is a messenger RNA of Paramecium sonneborni, 2070 nucleotides long. NCBI's taxonomy places the organism in Eukaryota, Ciliophora, Oligohymenophorea, Peniculida, Parameciidae. The record is from the annotation of a GenBank genome assembly.